GUAAAACCCAGCGGAAGUUACGCGGUCGCGGCAAUUCUCGCUGGUUUGAGAUCGAGUGGAGAUGUGUGGGAAGAAUUUGUCCUAGUCCUUCCGACCAAAUAUUUAUUUCUAGCUCCCCCCAUCCUCUGACGCAGAGGAAAAAAGAAAGAGAAAGGAAAGAUGUGAACCCCAGCUUGAUUAUUUCCGUUCCCCCUCCUUCUCCCUACCAACCCUACUUGGUUGGUCUUAAGAGCUAUCUAGCUCUCCGGCCCUCUCUCUAUAUUCUCAAGUCUCCUCCUUCAUUGGUGGGGAUCUUCAUCAAUCAGGAAAUCACCGUUGGAACAAACGGUCCUGUCGGACUCCCCGAAUCUAGCACGAUGUUUGGAAGAAAAGAUCAAGACCUUGAAAAAGGUCCUCAGGUGGCGAAGACGACAUUGGACACCAGCAGCGAUGGCGCCGUGCCCGGGGAGACCUUUGUAUACGGGGAUUCACUGUAUGCUAAGCUCCAGCGACUCGCCGGAAAGAUCAACAUCGAGCAGCGUGGAAUUGAACGGGUACCGGCAGAGGAGCAGACGGAUACGUCGUACUUCAAUAUUGGCAGCAUGUGGUUGGCAGCCAACAUGGUAGUCAGUUCCUUUGCCAUUGGUGUCCUCGGAAAAUCCCUUUUCGCUCUUGGCUUUGUGGAUGCCAUCCUGGUGAAUCUCUUCUUCAACCUGUUGGGCAUCAUGACUGUGGGGUUCUUCUCGUGCUUUGGUCCUCCUUUCGGCCUGCGACAAAUGGUUCUCUCAAGGUUCUGGUUUGGUUACUGGGGGACGAAGUUCAUUGCCUGUCUCAACGUUUUGGCCUGUAUUGGUUGGUCUGCAGCCAAUGCAAUCGUUGGUGCACAGCUUCUCCAUGCGGUCAACACCGACGUCCCAGGAUUUGCAGGUGUCUUAAUUAUCGCCUUUUGCACGUUUAUUAUCACUUUCGCCGGAUAUAAGGUCGUCCACAUGUAUGAGUACUGGAGUUGGGUGCCGACAUUCAUCGUCUUCAUGAUCGUCUUCGGCACUUUCGCCCACUCCGGAGAUUUUGUGAAUAUCCCCAUGGGCGUCGGGAAAUCCGAACUCGGUAGCUGCCUCUCCUUUGGUUCCACGGUGUACGGAUUUGCCACGGGAUGGACCAGCUACGCGGCUGAUUACACGGUGUAUCAGCCCAGGGACCGCAGUCGCCGCAAAAUCUUCUUCUCAGCAUGGGCCGGGCUUAUCGUUCCUCUGAUAUUCACACAAUUCCUCGGAAUCGCCGUUAUGACAGCCACCAGUCUCAAUGAUGGUGACAACAAGUACCAAGCUGGCUAUACAGCUUCCGGAAACGGAGGUUUGCUCGCUGCUGUCCUCGAGCCUCUUGGUGGAUUCGGCAAGUUCUGCCUCGUGAUCCUUGCCCUCUCCAUUGUCGCCAACAACUGCCCCAACAUCUACUCCGUCUCCCUGACCCUCCAAGUUCUGAGCCGUUAUACCCAGAGAAUUCCUCGUUUCAUCUGGGUGUUCCUGGGUUCCUGCGCCUCAGUGGCCAUUGCAAUUCCUGGAUAUUCCCAUUUCGAGACCAUCCUGGAGAACUUCAUGAAUAUCAUUGCUUAUUGGCUCGCCAUUUACUCCGGCAUCUCGCUCACUGACCACUUCGUCUUCAAACGUGGCUUCGGAGGAUACCGCAUCGAGAUCUAUGACAAGCCCGACAAGCUUCCCCCAGGCAUUGCGGCCGCGGUUGCUUUCGGCUUCGGUAUCGCCGGUAUGGUCACUGGAAUGAGCCAGUCGUGGUGGAUCGGACCGAUUGCGAAGCAUGCGGGUGCGCUACCCAGUGGUGGCGAUGUCGGGUUCGAGUUGGCAUUUGCGUUUGCUUCGGUGUCGUAUAUCUUCUUGAGAACGGCUGAGUUGAAGGUGUUUGGUCGGUAAUUGUUCAGUUUGUUUUCUUACGUUUGGGGUAUGGGUCUGUGAAUACGUUUUAUUUUGGAUUAUGUCUACUACGUCGUUCCUAACGACAUUGACCGUUCUCUUUCGAGAUACUUGGUUGCAUUUUCAUGAUACCGCGAGUCAUGUAUAUAUUUGUUUGUAAUUUAGAUGUUAAUAUACUACGUGUAUAUCUUUAA
Molecule: messenger RNA, 2098 nt
Organism: Aspergillus caelatus
Lineage: Eukaryota; Fungi; Ascomycota; Eurotiomycetes; Eurotiales; Aspergillaceae
Product: cytosine permease
Exons: 3
Coding region: 357-1904 (515 amino acids)
Biological process (GO): transmembrane transport
Cellular component (GO): plasma membrane; fungal-type vacuole membrane
Molecular function (GO): transmembrane transporter activity
Source: RefSeq, a predicted model, not a curated record